CCAUAUCCCUCUUCUCCCUCUCCUCCAUCCCCCCCAGUACCCGCUCGUUAUCCUCGCUGCCUCUAUUCUGGGAGGAAAGUGGAAUGGCGGCCAGCUGUCUCUGCUGCCCCUGAGCUGAUACCCCGGAGCGUGAUAGGGAGGGAAUAUCUGGAACAUGUCAGCAGGUUAUGCUGGAAGAGGCUGCGUCUCACACAUGGCUACACAGGAGCCGGAGAUUAAGAGCAGCGCCUCCAUUAUCCCAUGUUUCCUCUUUGUAGAGCUUGUCCUGAUGGCUGGAACCGUCAUCCUCUCCUACCACUUUGAAUACACGGACACCUUUCCUGUACACUCCCAGGGUUUCUUCUGUUACGACAGCACCUUGUCCAAGCCAUACCCAGGUCCGGAGAGCACCAGCCGGGCCCCGCCACGUCUGCUGUACCCCCUGAUCACCGUGCUGCCUGUCCUGACGAUCUUGCUGGGAGAGGUAUCUGCGGUCUUCAUCAACCCACGAUGGAGGAGAAAGGAGAAGGUCAUCUCAUGUGGUGACUGCUGCUUCUUCAACCCUCUGCUGCGUCGUGUGGUCAGGAUUCUGGGACUCUUUUCUUUUGGGUUGUUCUGCACAGUAAUCUUUGCUGGAGCCGUUCAGACGGUCACUGGAAACCAGGCUCCUCACUUCUUGUCCGUGUGUCGCCCCAAUUACACAGCUCUGGGCUGUGUGUCCCACUUACAGUAUGUGUCCUCGCUGUACGCCUGCACUGGUGACCCCGAGCUCAUCACCGAGGCUCGCAAAGCUUUCCCCUCCAAGCCAGCAGCUUUAGGAGCAUACGCUGCUGUUUACACCACGAUGUACGUCACGCUGGUCCUGAAGAUAAAAGGAUCUCGGCUGGUGAAACCAUCCCUGUGUCUGACUCUCCUCUCCCCGUCAUGGCUGCUCUGUCUGCUGCGUGUUGCUGAGUACCGGAACCACUGGAGGGAUGUUCUUGCUGGCACUGUGGUUGGAUCUGCUAUUGCUGUGUUCCUAGUUACCUGUGUAUUGAAUAAUUUCGGGAGCUCCACCUCCGAGGAGAAGGAGUUACAUCAGAAAGAAGAGGAUGAGGUCCCUGUACCUGAGAACCUUCAUCCUGCGGCACGUGAAAAGACUGUGGAACUACAUCCAGCAAUGUUACCUGACCCCCCACCAUGCCUUGUUCCUGUCACCCCAGAUGUUCUCAUACCAUCGAACUGUAUGACCAGCCAAGUAUAGAGCACAAUGGCACUCAUCAGAGUUUGGCCAACUGCGCAGAGCCAUAAGAGUGUGAUCCCUUUGCACUGAAUAUCAGUUUGCACGUCAGAGACAAAUCUCCUGCCUUUACCACCACUCUGACUCUGGUAACAUAACGUGAGAUGUUUUCCAGAUUUUGACGCCAAAUUCUCAAUUAUCAAAAGCGAUUUCAUCUUAGUAGUAUUAUUGAACAUGCGUGUCAUUGGUAUGUGUGUGCCGUUGUAUGUUUAUACCGUUGUAAUUGCAGCAUAAGUAGCACAUAUGACAUUCCCUCUGUUUCCUUACAG
Messenger RNA from Nanorana parkeri, 1527 nucleotides. It is a transcript of the gene PLPPR2, whose product is annotated as phospholipid phosphatase related 2. Gene Ontology annotation, biological process: phospholipid dephosphorylation; signal transduction; phospholipid metabolic process. The coding region runs from base 155 to 1222 and encodes 355 amino acids. Gene Ontology annotation, molecular function: phosphatidate phosphatase activity. The record is from RefSeq and is a predicted model, not a curated record. The transcript has 8 exons. NCBI's taxonomy places the organism in Eukaryota, Metazoa, Chordata, Amphibia, Anura, Dicroglossidae.